AUGUAUCGCACAGCCUCAAAAAAGUCUACUGACAGAAAAGUAACCAAGGCUAUGCAAGAAGUCAAGACAAUCUCACAAAGCAACCUGCUUGACUUUGGCAGAUUCAUCAACGAUGCGUACGAAAAAACGGGUUCUACCGAUGCAGUUGAAAAAAAUGAUUCGCUACAAGAGCAAAAUUUAGUUGACAUUGACGAAGUCAACAAUCAAAGUACAAGAAGUACUGAUGAGAGUCUUACAGGAAAUACUGCACCAGCAACUGAGAUUCUGUCACAGCCAGGAACGUCAGGUCUCCACAGCACUCCAGUCUCCCUACAUGAUGACGAAUCUGUGAAUACGCCGCAAAAGCACCCACAAAAUGAUGCAUCCCAACAAGUAGGCAUUUGUGAUAAAACGCCUGAAGAAGCCAUUCCAUCUUCUGAUGUAGAAGACAAAGAAACGCCUUCCAAAGUUCUAAGUGAAAUACAUCCAGUGCCCAAACUACCAAAAAACCUGUCCAAAAGGAAACAAACAGCAAUCAUUCUCACUUCGCCGGAAAAUAUUGAGAAAAGAACAUUACUGGCAAAUAAAAGAAAUAUUAAAGCCGAAGCUGACAGUAAUAAACUCAAGAAGGCUAAAACAAAAGUGACUAAUACGAAGAAAAGGGAUGACCUUAGUAGAGUAAAAGGUAAAAAGGUGUUAAAGAAGAAGCCAAAGAAGAAUGCGUGGGAUUCAUCGUCUUCAGAUAGCAAUGAUGAAAAUAUGGAGACGUUUGAGGAGUCGGAAGAAGAGCUAUCUGAUGAGGAUCCAAACAGAUGUGCCGAAUGUACUGAAAACUAUUACCAAACACAAUCUACAGAGGAUUGGAUCCAAUGUCCCACUUGUUCAGCAUGGCUGCAUGAAUUUUGUACAAUAAGAAGUGAUGCUUAG
Molecule: messenger RNA, 906 nt
Organism: Acanthoscelides obtectus
Lineage: Eukaryota; Metazoa; Arthropoda; Insecta; Coleoptera; Chrysomelidae
Source: the annotation of a GenBank genome assembly